AUGAUUGUCUCAGCAAAUCUCUGCAUCUGGGGCUUCUCUUUCUUCGUGGCUGGCGUCAACGAUGCUAGCACUAGUGCUUUGACGCCCUAUAUCAAUCGUGAAUACAACAUUAACAGUGCUAUUGUAUCGAAUAUCUAUUCGCCGCUAUUGCCAACACUGAUUCCAGCAGAUUUCUCAGUCCUGGUUCGAUGCUUGAGUUGA
This is a messenger RNA of Trichoderma harzianum CBS 226.95, 201 nucleotides long. RefSeq lists its product as hypothetical. NCBI's taxonomy places the organism in Eukaryota, Fungi, Ascomycota, Sordariomycetes, Hypocreales, Hypocreaceae. Bases 1 to 201 code for a protein of 66 amino acids. The transcript has 2 exons. The record is from RefSeq and is a predicted model, not a curated record.